This is a messenger RNA of Aureobasidium namibiae CBS 147.97, 1941 nucleotides long. Its product is annotated as seven-hairpin glycosidase. The coding region runs from base 1 to 1941 and encodes 646 amino acids. Gene Ontology annotation, molecular function: mannosyl-oligosaccharide 1,2-alpha-mannosidase activity; calcium ion binding. NCBI's taxonomy places the organism in Eukaryota, Fungi, Ascomycota, Dothideomycetes, Dothideales, Saccotheciaceae. Gene Ontology annotation, biological process: N-glycan processing; carbohydrate metabolic process. Gene Ontology annotation, cellular component: endoplasmic reticulum; membrane. The record is from RefSeq and is a predicted model, not a curated record. The transcript has 2 exons.
AUGUUCGGCGAUAGGAGACCCUCCUUGCCCAUGUACAAAGACAAGCCGUUUGCAGGCUCUUCCCGUAGACUGCCGUGGUUCAAAAGGAAACGCAUCCUCGCUGCCUUGCUGGUUGCCUUUACCACCACUUUUUAUUGGUUAGGCCUAUUUAGCACAUCGACUCCUAGUGUGCUCAAGACCAAGAAGCCUGCGAACUGGGAAGAGCGAAGGGAACAAGUAAGAGAUGCUUUCAAGCUGAGUUGGUCAGCAUACGAGCAACACGGCUGGGGCUAUGACGAGUUCAAGCCUGUCUCCCAGACAGGCCGUCAUAUGGUUGAUGGUGGUAUGGGAUGGAUCAUAGUAGAUGCUCUCGACACUCUGAUGCUCAUGAACCUCACUACCGAACUCUCGCACGCUAGAGACUGGGUUUCGACCUCUUUGAGCUACGACGUCGAUCACGAUGUAAACACUUUCGAGACCACCAUUCGCAUGCUCGGUGGUCUACUGUCUGCUCACUACAUCUCUACUACUUUCCCAGAUUAUGCUCCUUUGACGAGUCAUUCCGCUACUGGUGCUUCUAUCAGCGAGGACUUGUAUCUGGAAAAGGCUGCUGAUCUGGCCGAUCGUCUGCUCGGCGCAUAUGACUCGAACUCUGGUGUGCCGUAUGCGAGCGUCAAUCUCCAUACUGGAAAGGGAAUCCCGUCUCACGAUGAUGGUGGCGCCUCUUCGACCGCCGAAGCUACGAGUCUGCAACUUGAGAUGAAGUACCUGGCCAAGCUGACUGGCGAGGUACAUUACUGGGAGAAGGCUGAGAAGGUCAUGAAAGUUGUUGACGACAAUGGCAUGGAAGACGGUCUUUUGCCCAUCUUCAUCUACGCUCAGACUGGAAACUUCAGGGGAAACAACAUCAGACUGGGCAGUCGUGGUGACUCUUACUACGAAUACCUCAUCAAGCAAUAUCUGCAAACCUCGAAGCAAGAGCCCGUCUACCAAGAAAUGUGGGAUCAGUCUCUCGCUGGCAUUCAGAAACAUCUCAUCACAUACUCCUCAAAGGCCAACCUCACCAUUCUCGGUGAGCGCCCCAACGGACUUCACGAACCUAUUUCCCCCAAGAUGGACCACCUAGUCUGCUUCAUGCCCGGCACCAUCGCCUUAGGAGCCACCCAAGGCAAGACCCUCGCCGAAGCCAGAAAACUCUCCACCUGGGGCAAGAAACAAGAAACCGAAAUCGAACUAGCAGAACAGCUCAUGGAAACCUGCUGGGCAACCUACAAAGUCACCGCCACAGGCCUCGCCGCCGAAAUCACCCAUUUCGAAACCCACGACCCACCAGCCAUGAUGGCAGACGGCAUUCUCACAUCCCCAGAAACACUUUCCAGCGAUGCAGAAGCAGAGUGGAAGAAAGACUUGAUCAUCAAACCCGCAGACUCGCACAAUCUCCAGCGACCGGAAACGGUAGAAAGUCUGUUUUACAUGUGGCGCAUCACCAACGACGACAUCUACCGCGAGUGGGGCUGGGAAAUGUUUUCAUCGUUUGUAGAGCACACGGCCGUCGAUCACAAAGGUGGCUACACAUCCAUCAACGAUGUCAACAGCAUCCCUACUUCUGCAAGAGAUAACAUGGAAUCCUUCUGGCUUGCAGAAACGCUAAAGUACUUUUACUUGCUGUUUGGGCCUGACGAUGUGUUGCCUCUGGACAAAGUCGUUUUCAACACUGAAGCGCAUGCGUUCCCGAAUUUCGAGUUGGGGAAACUGUUCAAGACUGGUUGGGCGAGGAAACAGAGGGAUGCUCAGGGCAAGAUUGUGGAGGCGAAGAAGGUAGAGGAAAACGUGCAGAGGGAUGCGGUUACGGGGGAUGUCAGGAAAGGAGAGGAGAACAAAGAGAAGAAGAUCAAGACUGUGACGGUGGAGGGAGCGAAGACUCUGGCGGUGGAAAAGGCUGUCGAGGUUCAAGAGGCAUAG